ACAAAAUGCCUUGUUGCGCCCAAUGGUAUUGUAGAGCUCACAACUGCUUGAGGCUAACGUGCAUUUUAUUUUUAGUUGUUUUAUGACAGAGAAGGCUGCUUUGCGUGGGGAAAGCCCCUCCGUGUUGCCAGCAAGAUAAAGCUUCAAAACAAAGAAGACGGUGCGAUGGUUCCUCCUGUCGAAGUUGGUUGCUUGGCGUUUUAGCUCAUUACUGCUUUUACUCCUUUUAAUUGAGCUAUUAUGUUGGCUGAAGAUUGUCUUGGCUUGUUUUGUUGUCCGCUUGUCUGUUAUCGCUGGGUGCUGUUGAAGAGGAGCUCGAGGGAUCUACGGAAAUGAGAGGGAGUUGAGCACACAAAGGUAUCACGGCGAGGUCACGGGCUAAACCUGUAGCUUUGGGGAAAAAAAGAGUCGGGGGCAGACGGAGGGGCUCGCAGGACGGUUGAAAUGGAAAGAAAGCCUCUGGAGAGGGGACAAUCCGGUAUUUAGACCGCGUACGACGGGGGAGAGAAGAUAUGGGUGAGACAACACCGAGAAGCGAAAUGCAACGAUCAGAGUCAAAAACACAACUGCUCGGACCUUCUGCUAGGAGGGGAGUGAAAUCUUGGAGGGCACUUGAAGACAUCCCCCCCCCUUCCCUCUUCUACCAUCUUCUAUUCACCAAGUCAUGCCACAAGAAAACUUUUUUUGGGCGAGGGAUGUCCCAUAAAGGAGAAUCCUCUUGAAAUGUAAACGCAAGUGAGAAUCUUAGCAGGACGAGGGAUGGCAGCGUGUAAGUUACAGUUCCUUCUCGUUAGCAAGAAGCGGUAUCCCUGCAUAAAAUCUAGAAGUGAUAAAGGACGAAAUCUCGGUCAGCUUCCAAGAGGCCACUGGAAAGAGACCGUCACGUGACAUCUAGUGCCAAUGUUCUUCCAGAAGGUCGUCAGGACCCUGGUAGCCGGUAUCUCGACUUUUGGAAAUGCAGAAAACGACCUACUACGACAACUCAACACUUUUUGGAGGUUAUUCGUACCAGGGGGCAAACGGUUUUGGCUAUGAUGCUCCGGCACCAGCCUUCCAGAGCUCAGCGCAUCUCGAGGGUGACUACCAAAGGUCUGCAUGCUCCCUGCAGUCACUCGGCACCAGCGCACCCCCACAGCCUCAGCAUGCCAAGACGAAAGAGCUUAACGGCAGCUGCAUGCGGCCCAGCCUGCCACCUGAACACCACCCUCCCCCCCAGGUUUCCCCGCCUCAGAACCCUGUAAACAUUGCUGCCUCAAAUGCCACCCAGCAGCCAGGCGGUAGCAGCGGUGGUGGUGGUGGUGGUGGCAAUGGGGGCACGGCCAAAUCAUCAUCCAAGUCAUCCUCUCUAGCCUCAAACCCAGCCCUCACCAAGCAAAUCUUUCCUUGGAUGAAGGAAUCACGUCAGAACACCAAGCAAAAAAACAGCUCCCCCAGUGCAAGCUCUGUUAACGCGGAGAGCAGCGGUGGUGAGAAAAGCCCUCCGGGUUCUGCAGCUUCUAAGAGAGCACGCACGGCUUACACCAGCGCACAGCUGGUGGAACUCGAGAAGGAAUUUCACUUCAACCGAUACCUGUGCCGGCCACGGCGUGUGGAAAUGGCCAAUCUGCUCAAUCUUAGUGAGCGGCAGAUCAAGAUUUGGUUCCAGAACAGGCGAAUGAAGUACAAGAAAGAUCAAAAGUCAAAAGGCAUUGGCUCGUCCUCAGGGGGGCCAUCCCCUACAGGAAGUCCCCCCCUCCCGAUGCAGUCUUCAGCUGGUUUCAUAAACUCAAUGCACUCGAUGGGCAGUUAUGAUGCUCCAUCCCCGCCAUCUUUCAACAAGCCCCAUCAAAAUGCAUAUGCCAUGUCAACAGCCUAUCAGAACCCAAUGAAGGGUUGCCCACCACAACAAAAGUAUGGAAACACUGCUCCGGAUUAUGACCCACAUGUGCUACAGAGUAACAGUGGCACCUAUGGGACACCAAACAUGCAGGGUAGCCCCGUGUAUGUAGGAGGCAGCUAUGUUGAUGCCAUGCCUGCCACUGGGCCUUCUAUGUAUGGCCUCAAUCACCUACCACACCACCAGUCGGCUAGCAUGGACUACAAUGGAGCCACACAGAUGUCUGCGAACCAGCACCAUGGACCGUGUGACCCACAUCCGACAUACACGGAUCUGUCCGCGCACCAUCCUUCUCAGGGUAGAAUCCAAGAAGCACCCAAGUUGACUCAUCUGUAGCAGGUUUGGACAUUAAAAAAAAAAAAAAAAACUGAAAAAAGAAAGAAAAAAAUUAAAGGAUGACAAACGAAACAGACUAACCCAUGGGGCGAUGCAAUGGGGUUGAAAAAGAUGAUCCAGUGGUUUCUUGCCAUGACUAGAGCACCAAUUUGUGUCAACGUUGUCCUUACAUUCAUAUGUGAGCAUACCAAUUUUACAUGAAUUUUGUAUCCAUAGGUCUAAAUACCCCUUUAAAGUGAUGAACUUCAUGAAAGGUGCAUAAAAAUUGCUAGUUUAUGCCAAGGAAUAGAUUGUCUAGCUAUAUGACCUCAUUACAUCAUUGUAAACGUUUGUGUAUUUCUUCAGCAUUGUUGCAGCAUUCCUCACACUUAGGUUCUAUGGAGGCUGGUAAGGUAUAGGCUACAUUUAAAGUUACUGCAGGUGCAAGAAAACCACUGGAUUGUUUUCGUCCACUACCCUUAUUUCACAUACCUCUUCUUUUUAAACAGUCAAUUUCCAAUUAAUUUGUUCCCAAAACAACAGCAAACUGGAUACUUUAGCAGGAUACAUUGAUCAAGACGUUCAUCUCUUUAUCUGCUUUAAAGGGUUGAAGUCUGUUUAAACUAUGCUACCGACCCCUGCUAUUUAAGUAAAUAUAAAUUUGUUAUGGCUUUUGACACAGGGUACAAAGAAAUGAAUCGUUGAGAAUUCUAGUAAAUUCAAGCUAAUCCCCUCAUUCUCAACUCACUGCCCCUCCCCUUCCCUCUCCUCAAACUCUUUCCCCAGUUCUCUAUCUUUCCCAAUCGUUGGGUUUGCCUACAUUAGUCUAAACUAAUACGAAAGGCCCACAUUUUCUCAUGUCUUGACUUAACGUGGAAACAGGGUAUAUUUGAACAAAAAUGCAUGUCCGGGAAACCGAGCUAAUACGCUCUCGUCUGGGCAUCAUUGUUGCACUUAGAGUUUACAUUUAAUGGAUGAGGAAGAAAAGUAAAUCUUAUUUUAAAUCGGAAGGCCUUCAAUCAGCGUCUUUCGCUAAGUGUGUUCAAGUGAACAUUCAUAAAUAUAUAUUUAUUUGUUAUAGCCAGUUUAAAUACUUUCUUUUUUGUAUUAUUUAUCCCCAUGUAUUUAUAUCGAUAAAAUGUACUUUUUUAGUAUCUUCCUGUUAUAAAAAAGACGUUGUGUUCAUGUCAUUGUAACAAAUUAAUUUUAGUUCUUGUAUUUUAGAGAUCUGUAGGUUUAUGUUACCCUUGUAUAAAUAAUGUCUUGACUUGUACAGGGGGCGCAAGAACGGAAUCAACCCGUUCAUGCAUAGUCGAGGAUUAGACGAAAUAUAGCGAAACAUUUUGAGAAAUUCAUUUGUCCUUUGUAACUACUUUUAUUUCCUUGUUAAGAGUUGGUUGUUGAACAAUUCUUUAAUAAAAUGUUAUGUUAUUCAUUUCCACUCUAGAAAUUCAUGAGUUUACCGAGGUGGUGGGGGUGGGGCAUGGCUGAGCCUGCCAUGGUCACGUGGAGCGAGUCCAAUAGAAUUGCUGAGCACCAUUAGGCUACUGGUUAUGAGAUUGAAAGAGAUGAUUACAAAUAAUUCCAAAUUUACAUAUAACGUAUACAUAUUUUGUUUAAAUCUUGAUCGAUUUUGUUGCUUUGCUUCCUGUAGGCCUACUUAUUACUCAUUCAACAUCAGAUUUGAGACUCUAAACGAAUGUUUCAGCUAUGAACAACAAAGAAGGGAAAUGUGGACUUGUGUUCAUUCAUAAUAGUAAUAAUAAUAUAUAUAUAAAACAUUUAAACAAUAAUAAAAAAUAAAAAAAUAAACGAUGCGAUUUAACCACUAAUAGGCCUACGUCAUAUUAUUCAAAGCAGUAUUGAAUUAAACAUACCGUUAUCAUAUAUACUGCCUUGAUGUUUCUAAAUAGCCCAUGAAAAAUACCAGAGUUGUUAUCACGGGCAGUAGCCUACUAACAAAAUACACUGAAUUAUCUCAUCACAUCCUAAUGCAGUGUACAAACAUGAGGUAUCAAGUAGUCUAAUGUUGUAACAAUCUGUCAUGCAUUCCUGAUGAUAGAUAGAUAGAUAGAUAGAUAGAUAGAUAGAUAGAUAGAUAGACAGACAGAUAGAUAGAUAGAUAGAUAGAUAGAUAGAUAGACAGACAGACAGAUAGAUAGAUAGAUAGAUAGAUAGAUAGAUAGAUAGAUAGAUAGAUAGAUAGAUAGAUAGAAAAAUAUUUUAAACCGCUGUCCUCGGAUAAUACAAAUCCCUUUGUUAAGUCCCAGAACAUCAUUAUUUUUCAAGUGAAAAAUAUCUAUUUGCAAAAAUAAAAAUAAAAUUACUUGACAAUUGUUCAUGUUAGUAGCCCACCGUCCGAAAUAUAAAGAUAAAACACACAAACAAGAAAUAAAAAGAGAAAAUAUAAUUGCGUCCGAGUCUCUCGCAGUCAACUCUGUAGUGGAGGAGAGCCUUACAGACUGACCUUUUCCCGGAGUGCCCACGGCCUACAGCGUGCUUUGUAUUUCCCUAAUAAUACCCAGACACCCACACAUGGCUAUAGUUGUGCCCACUGUUCUUUUAGGCCAAAAAAAAAAAAAAAAAAAAAAGCAAA
This is a messenger RNA of Myxocyprinus asiaticus (Chinese sucker), 4787 nucleotides long. RefSeq names its product homeobox B3a (gene hoxb3a). The transcript has 5 exons. Gene Ontology annotation, biological process: regulation of transcription by RNA polymerase II. Gene Ontology annotation, molecular function: RNA polymerase II cis-regulatory region sequence-specific DNA binding; DNA-binding transcription factor activity, RNA polymerase II-specific. The record is from RefSeq and is a predicted model, not a curated record. Gene Ontology annotation, cellular component: nucleus. NCBI's taxonomy places the organism in Eukaryota, Metazoa, Chordata, Actinopteri, Cypriniformes, Catostomidae. The coding region runs from base 956 to 2212 and encodes 418 amino acids.